AUGGCCAAGCACAAGAAGGUCGCUUCUGACGGUGAGCGUGCUUCUUUCUAUCUUUACUUGCAUGGCAGACCUCUCCUCAUCUGUGGACACCUUGGUCAGAUGAAGAAGCUGGAAAGUGUCCAGACGAAGGUGCAACGAUCAAUGAAAACAAAUCCUGCACAGAAAAUUUUGGACAGUCAAUUGGUCAACAUCAUGGCACCAGAGGCCGCCAAACCAAAACCAAGACCAAGAGCAGUCCUGAAGAAGUCCAAACCGCCAAUGAGGUUAAAAUCGCAAGGUAGCAAGAAUCAGCCCCCAGCGUCUGAACUACAAUCACAGUCUCUGAGCUCACCGGAAGAGGAUAUGCCCAGAUCCCAGCUUCGUGGUCCUGACUCGCGGUUUGGUUUUGUUCCCCCCGAUGUGAUCGCAGAGGAGGAUAAGAAUGGUCCAGGCGAUGACGAGGGUGAUUUGGAUGACGGCAACAACAAUGUAGAUGAUGCAGAUACUGACAAUGUUCACAAGGCUUACAAUAUUCAUGAUGACAUCGAUGACAAUGAAGUCCAGUCCCUUACCCACAGCACUAGUGGCUUGUGCACGAAGGAUAAGCAAUGUGCACGUCCUCUCUCUCCGUUUUGGUCCGAGGAUGACGACACCAUCCCGUCCCCUCCCCGGCGCACUAACAACUCUCCAACGAAGAAAAAGAAACAUGCACGUCCAACCUCUCCAUCUCCAUCUACUGAUGAUGGUGCGAUGUUGUCCCCUCCCCGUGUGAAAAAACAGACACACGCACAUCCUGUCUCUCGAUCCCAGCCUGCAAAUGAUGGUGCCCUAUCUCAUCCCCAACGUGCUGACAACUUAUCUCGUCCACAACGCGCCAACAACUCCCAUGCUCACUCUGUUUCAUCAAUGGAUAGUGGCAUCCCAUCUCCUCCAAGGCGUCAUGAAGCAGCUAACAACCAAGAUCGCGCUAGGAGCCAGGAUCAGCUGGUGGACAACAGCCCUAAUAACGCUGGUUCCAUACGCGAUGUCCUUGAGGACUAUCAUGCAAAGAACCAUCGUCCUCGCCCACCCAACCCAGAUAGACUCAAGCAUCUGUGUCAACAGGCAGCAGAUGAAUUAUCUGCUAACAAAGCGGACCAGGUCGUAGACUCAUCCAAGAAAUGUCUUGGAGGCUUCGAAGAAGAAGUCAUGACUAGGGUUGGUAUUGAAUAUCUCACGGAAACACUUGACAAUUUUGCAGCGGAUGAUAUCAGCGUCGAGGACGGCUACUGGGAUAGAUAUAAACGUGACAUGGCAAUUAUCUUAUGGGAUGACCGAGCUACAAUGCGGUCCGAGAUGAAAAAAGCUGCACGGCCCCUUGCUGCCACCAAGUUUGGCAUCCUACCAUCGGACAUCGACAACGACAACGAGUUUGAGGGCCAUGUCAGUCGACGAGUCACAGAGUUAUUGGAUGGCGGUUAUUUCUUGCAGAACGGUGUUGACGAACAGGGGAGGACCAACAACCUCGCCCAUGACGCACUCGGCGAGUUGUGUACUACCGUUUUCUACAAGGGCGACAACGCACUCGUGAAGGUCUUCCCAGAUGUAUUUGCUGAGGCUGUUCCCGAGGGUGCCGUGGCACUUGCAGCAACCGCACUUGCUGCAGCCAUCGACGAGUACAAGACUGGGGUCUAUCUGCCGACAAAAUUCGCUGCUGAUUUAUAUCAUCCUAUCUACGAUAACGUUGUCGAACUCUACAAGACAAUCCAGGUUUGCGUUUAUGGGGGCUGGUUCACCCGUGACAACCUCACCCAACUCCUCCGAAGGGCUGAAUUCUCCAAGAUUGCUGGUGGAGAGAUUGAGAGCUGGCCAGUCAAUGUUGCCACUAUUGAGACCCGCGAUGUCAAGGUCAUGACAGAACUUUCAUGUAUUGAUCCCACUACCUCUUCAAACAAUGCUCCAGCGCCCUCCACCUGUUUCGCACCACCCAUAGACUUACCUGAUGACUCCAAAGACCUCGUGACUGAUGUCAUAGGGGUUCAUGUGUCUUCAUUUUCAGAUACUGUCAAAUGGUCCAGUGGGUUCACCACUAUCCUCACACAUCAUUCAUAUACAUCAUCAUGA
Suillus clintonianus is the source of this 2082-nucleotide messenger RNA. RefSeq lists its product as uncharacterized. The record is from RefSeq and is a predicted model, not a curated record. The transcript has 10 exons. Bases 1 to 2082 code for a protein of 693 amino acids. Lineage: Eukaryota; Fungi; Basidiomycota; Agaricomycetes; Boletales; Suillaceae.